This is a messenger RNA of Brenthis ino (lesser marbled fritillary), 5703 nucleotides long. The record is from the annotation of a GenBank genome assembly. NCBI's taxonomy places the organism in Eukaryota, Metazoa, Arthropoda, Insecta, Lepidoptera, Nymphalidae.
AUGUCUUUACCGGGCAAUGGUAUUUUUGUGGUGCAAGGCGAGAUGGCCAUGCUGGUCACAGCUAUGCGUAGAAGCACUCGGUGGGGCUCACAUUCGUUUCCUAACGAGGAGUAUGACGUGCUCAUGAGAACCUUUCAAGAUUUGAAAACUAUCUUAAAUCAAGUGGAUGAUUUACGCCUCUUGGACCCAGCGACUUACUUAAGCCCUUUCCUAGAAGUAAUCAGAAGUAAAGAGACAACUGGGCCAGUAACUAGCCUUGCUCUAUCAGCUAUACAUAAAUUUCUAUCAUAUGGUCUGAUAGAUCCUACACACCCAAGUGUGCCUGCUACUGUGGAAGACAUAGCUGAUGCCGUGACCCAUGCUCGUUUUGUUGGCACUGAUCAUUCUUCUGAUGGAAUUGUCCUUUUAAAAAUCUUACAAGUGCUUCGUACAUUAAUGCUAAGCCCCGAAGGUGCCAUGUUGACUGACGAGAGUGUGUGCGAGAUAAUGCUUAGCUGUUUUCGCACUUGUUUUGAAACAAGAUUGACAGAGCUACUCCGUCGUAACGCCGAACAAUGUCUACGAGAUAUGACACAGCUCAUAUUCAUGAGGCUGCCGCAGUUCCCACCGGAGGACACCACUACAAACUUUACAACUGUUGGUCUGUCCUUGAAGAGACGAGAUAAAACUGCUAAGAAAAAAGUUACAGCCAAUAGUACAAACUCGUUGGAAAGGAAGUCGUCCAUUACCGAGCAGACGGUUGACAAUGAAGCGGACGCGGACAAGCAGAGCGCUAUUCAAACACAUAAUCAAGAUAAAAACUUGUUGAAUGAAGCAGAAAUAACAAUAGAGCCAGUGGACCAAGUGAAGAGUCCAAAGAAGCACACGCGACACUCCUCCAUGGACCUCGCCAACGGGAACGCGUCCAUCGCGCACAUAUUGGAGAAAUGUGUGAAUAAUGCCGAUACUGAGCAAGCCGGGGAAGUGCACAAGAGUGAGGAAGAUCGGGAAGUGGCGGAAGAAGCUAAAACAGAAGAGCCACAGCCACAAGAGGAGACUCAGAAGGAAAGUGUAGAAAAGUUAGAAGAAUAUGUGAAUCACAGAGGAAUAAGAUUCACACCUCAAGAAGAAUCACUAAAUUUGCAGCCAUAUGGACUUGUUUGUGUAAGAGAGUUGUUCAGAUUCCUGAUCUCCCUGUGCAACCCAUACGACAAGCAGAACACCACGGACAUGGUGCAGCAGGGGCUCAGCCUGGUGGCCACGGCGCUGGAGGUGGGCGCCGACCACAUCGCCGACUGCCCCUCGCUGCUCUACCUGGUCAAAGAUCCGCUGUGUAGGAACCUCUUGAGUUUACUUGACACGGAAAGGAUACCAAUAUUUGCUAUAGAUUUACAAAUAUGGUUCCUCCUUUUCGAAGCGCUCCGAGUCCACCUAAAGUAUCAAAUGGAGGCGUUUUUCAAGAAAAUCAUAGAAAUAGUAUCGGCAGACACGACUAAAUCCAUCUACGAACUGAAAGAGAUCCACCACAUCGCACUGGAGAAUCUAGCCCAAAUGUUUAGAAUACCUGGAUUGUGUACAGAAUUAUACUUGAACUACGACUGCGAUAUAUAUUGCACUGACGUAUUUGAAGAGCUGGCGAAAUUGCUAUCCAAAAACGUGGUUUCCUCGACCGCCUACAACAUCCACACGGUGUCGCUAGAAGCGAUACUGACGAUUAUAGAGGCGAUAGAGAUGGGCACAAUGCAGAAGGAGACGGAGAUAGUGGAAGAGAGGGACAGAGAGGUGGAGUCGCGCCACGUGACGCUGGAGCUGGGCGGGCUGGACGACGCGUCGGUGGUGAGCGACCUCGUCACCCACGACAUCAGCCAGUACGUGGGCGGCGGCCGCCACGGCAGGCCGCGCGCGCCCGCCGACCUGCCCUCGGAGGCCGAGCUCGACCAUGUCAGGGAUAUGAAGAAGUGGGUAACCCAAGGCACAGAGCUGUUCAACCAGAAACCCGAACGUGGUAUUGAGUACCUGCUGGAGCAUGGAGUGUUCAGCUCUCCCCUGGACCCACACCAAGUUGCUCUGUUCCUCAGAGAAAAUCCCGAUUUGGAUAAGAAAAUGAUUGGCGAGUACAUCUGCAAGCGGUCGUCGCGCGAGGAGGAGCGCGGCGCGAGCGUGCUGGGCGCCUUCGCCGACAGCUUCCACUACGCGGGCCUGCGCCUGGACCAGGCGCUGCGCCUCUACCUCGAGGCCUUCCGCCUGCCCGGCGAGGCGCCCCUCAUAUCCCUCGUCAUGGAGAAGUUCGCUGAGAGGUGGCAUACAACCAAUGGAGAACCAUUCGCGAAUACAGACGCAGCGUUUCGGUUGGCUUACGCAGUUAUAAUGCUGAACGUGGACCAACACAACAACAACGCGAAGAAACUCAAUCCGCCAAUGAACGUUGAAGAUUUUGUUAGGAAUUUACGAGGAUGCAACGGUUCCGGCGAUUUCGAACAGUCCAUGCUCGAGGCGAUAUAUCAUUCUAUCAAGAGCGAGGAGAUGGUGAUGCCGGCGGAGCGCGUGGGACCGGUGCGCGACGCGUACCUGUGGCGCGCGCUGCAGCGCCGCGGCCGCCGCGCGCACUACCGCGCCGCGCCGCCGCUGCCGCACGCGCUGCACGCGCGCCUGCUGCCGCCCGCCGCGCCGCCUCUGGUAGCAGCGCUGUCGGCCGCUUUCGAGCGGUCGUCGCCGCCCACGGCGGAGGAGGUGAGCGGGAACGCGCGCGACAGCGCGGCGCUGCAGGCGCUGGCGGGGCUGGAGCGCUGCGCGGCGCUGGCGGCGCGCCUGGCGCCCGCCACGCUCAGCGUGGACACGCUGCUGCUCACGCUGUGCAAGUUCACGGGCCUGCUCACGCCGCAUCACGCUUCUUAUAUAGCUAUUGGCGUGUCGCUGGGGCAGUCCCGCAAGGCGCAGCUGGCGCUGCGGCGCGCGUGCGCGGUGGCGGCGCGCCACGCCGACUGCGUGCGCGACUCCUGGCGGCACGUGCUCGAGAUACUCACCACGCUCUUUAUUGGACGACUCUUGCCUAAGUGCCUCGUGGAAGCAGAAGAUUAUUUAGCCCCCGGAGGCACAGUUUCGCUGAUACGCGAGGUGGCGCGGGGCUCUGACAGCGGGUUGCUUUCCAGCAUAUACUCUUAUAUAGCACUCGGGGAGAGCUCAAUUCGAGCGCCAACGCCCCAUGAAAAGACGUUGAUAGACGCGGCCACCGAGUGCGUGGCGCAGUGCAACUUCCCCGGCCUCCUCAUCACGGAGACCAAGUUCCUGCAGCUGGAGAGCUUACAGGAACUAAUCCGCGCCAUGGUGGCGGCGGGCGCUCCCCCGGACUCGGAGAGUGUUCAGAUGAAUCCACAAUUGGAGGACAUCACUAUUUUCUUUUUGGAGCUGUUAGUGCAAACACUAAUUCAGAAUCGCGACCGCGCGAUGUCGGUGUGGGCGCUGGCCGGGCCGCACACGGAGCGCGCGGUGCGCUGGGCGGGCGCGCGCGGGGCGCCGGCGCUGGCGCGCGCGCUCACGGCGCUGCUGCGGCUGGCGGCGCGCCUCAUGCGCUGCGAGGCCGCCGCGCCCGCGCUGCUCGCGCACCUCACGCUGCUCUACCGCCUGCCCUACCGCCUCUUCUACCAGCAGGCCGAUGUGAUCUCGUGCGGGCUGUACGAGCUGGUGAAGACGUCGGCGCAGAACGUGCACAGCGCGCAGGAGUGGGGCGUGCUGCUGUCGCUGCUGGCGGCGGCGGGCGCGGGCGCCUGGCCGCGCCGCCCGCCGCCCGCGCGCCCCGGCCAGCUCACGUGUUCAAGUCGGUCAGAGGGUUCAGAUGAUGAAAAUGAGAGACAACCGACUAGCAUAUCUUCAGAAAGUGAGCUCUCGCAUUCUCCACAGACGCAAGGAUGGAUAUUGGUGAAGAAUUGCGCGUCGUCGGUGACGGAGACGGUGGAGCUGGAGCCGGAGGCGGUGUCGCUGCGCGCGCACCGCGCGUCCGCGCUGGCGCGCUGCGCCGAGGCGCUGGCGCUGGUGGUGCGCGACGUGGCGCACGUCACGCCGCACAGCUGCCGCGCCGCCGUGCGCUGCGUGCGCCUGCUGGCGCGCGCCACGCUGCAUGCCGGCAAAACCAGCAGGAACAGUGAUGAGCGGUCGCGCGGGCGCCGCCGCCGCAGCGACUCCAGCGACGAGGAGCUGGACUCGCUCGACCACUACCAUAUGGUCAGCAUUCAGUUAUUGGACUUAAUGCACACUCUACACAGUCGCACUGCGCAGAUAUUCAAAUGGUGGAGUGAUGAAGCUGAUCAGGGGCAAGCUGAAGAAUAUGACUUGUGGGAGGUGGCUUGGAAGCCGCUCUUACAAGGCAUCGCAGAGUUCUGUACGGACAGUCGGAAAGAGGUGGCGAACAGCGCGAUAGCGUACCUGCAGCGCGCGCUGCUGGCGCCGGCGCUGGCGGCGCUGGGCGGCGCGGGCUGGGAGGCGUGCUUCCAGCACGUGCUGCUGCCGCUGCUGCGCGCGCCGCCGCGCCGCGCCGACGCCGCCGCGCGCGCCGACACCGUGCUGUGCAAGGUGUUCCUGCAGCACCUGGCCGCGCUCAGCGCGCGCGCCUCCUUCGCCGCGCUGUGGUGCGCCGUGGUGCGCGUGCAGCAGGCGCUGCUGGCCGCGCCCGCCGAGCCGCUGCGCGAGGCCGCGCGCGAGUCCCUCAAGAACAUGCUGCUCGUCAUGCACUCCGUUAAGAUAUUCAGUAACGGCGAUGGCUACAAUGAGCUGUGGUACAUCACUUGGGACAUUAUUAAUGAAUUUUUACCCAACUUAAAAGAAGAAUUAUUCCCUGAAGCAAACGACAAUAUGAAGCAAACAUCGCAGUCUCUUCCAACCCAAGUACCAAAUAUCCCCCUCAUCCCCAUCAUGCCGGUCAACAGUACGAACGUUCCCAAUCAAUUACCAAACACCAAUAAACAGCCAAUACAAAUACAAACAACACAACAAAUCCAACAACAGCCAAAUACACAACAAACCCACCAACCAAUACAAAUAGUAAACGUCCAACAAUCCCAACAAUCCCCACCAUUACAAAGGCCCGUCCAAUCCCCAAAUAUUCUAGUGGGUCCCAAUAUGGGCCAACCCCCAAUAGUAACCCCCAUAGCAGUAAGUGCGACCCCCAUGGGUAAAGUAUCACAGCCGGUAAGCGGCAUGGUGCCCAUACGAAACCCCUUGUACGACCAGACCGGCCUCACGUCUUCUGUUUUACUACAGCCUUUGAAUGAGAUGAUCUCAACACCGAUCGGCAUAUCCAUACAGACUCAGCCACCGACCCUGUAUCGGGAGAAAACCAAUGAAACCAGCGAGACCAAGGAGACCAAUGAGAACAACGAGAUCAACGAGACCAACAAGACCAGCCCCAACUCUGACGUGAUAGAACCACAAACGGACCUCUAUAACGAGUACAUAACAAAUCCCUACAACGAAAUCAAGGAGAUAUCAGAAAAAGACGCCACUUUAUACGACCCGGAGGAACAAAAGGUGGAUAUAACGCCAGAAACUCGACUUUUAUCCCAAAAAUCGUUAAGUGCAAAUGUGACACCUAUGCAUAGUAAGAAUAAAGCUCAAUUCGGAUCAACAGAUAAUGUGAGAGAUUCAAGCAUUUUCAAUUUUUCUAGUUACUUCGGAUCGGUCAAUGAGAAGGGCGUGUCUGAUUUCGAUGCACUAAUGUCCACGCAAGAGGGA